Molecule: messenger RNA, 1991 nt
Organism: Hyla sarda
Lineage: Eukaryota; Metazoa; Chordata; Amphibia; Anura; Hylidae
Gene: RCE1
Product: Ras converting CAAX endopeptidase 1
Exons: 8
Coding region: 168-1097 (309 amino acids)
Biological process (GO): CAAX-box protein processing
Cellular component (GO): endoplasmic reticulum membrane
Molecular function (GO): metalloendopeptidase activity
Source: RefSeq, a predicted model, not a curated record
CUCCGGUUCACUAUACUGCUGCUCUUCAGGACACCUCUCCGUCCAUUCAUCCCGGGGAUUGUACACUACACCCUCUUAUUCCGGAGCUUCCUCCUUCUCCACGUGACCAGUCACAUGACCAUGACGUCAUCAAAGGUCCUGGAGCCCGGUAACAUCUAUCAUCUGCCAUGUCGGAGGCUCCCGAAGCGGGGUCGGCAGCCUCGGGGCUGUGCGCGGUGUCCGUGCUCUGCUGCCUGGCCCUGGCCUGCUCCUAUGUGGGCAGCCUGUAUGUGUGGAAGAGCGAGCUGUCCCGGGAUCACCCCGCAGUCAUCAAGAGGAGGUUCACCAGCGUCCUGAUCGUGUCCUCACUGUCCCCCGUGUUCCUGUGUGUCUGGAGGGAGCUGACCGGCAUCAAGACCGAUGCAGCCAUACUUUCUCUUAUGGGUUUCCGCUUAGAUGGGAUCCUCACUGCAACAAUAUUACCACUGCUACUCACCAUGAUUUUAUUCCUUGGCCCUCUUGUCCAGCUAUCUGUGGAUUGUCCAUGGGGACUUCUUGAUGGGUUAAAAGUUACUUUUGAUCCCCGUUUUUGGAGACUCUGUUUCACUGACAUGCGAUGGCUUCGUAACCAGGUGAUUGCCCCUCUCACAGAGGAGUUGGUCUUUAGAGCCUGCAUGUUACCUAUGUUGGUACCAUGUACUAGUCCAGGGAGAGCUAUUUUUACGUGUCCGCUGUUUUUUGGCAUUGCUCAUUUUCAUCAUGUCAUUGAACAACUGAGGUUUCGGCAGGGAACCGUUCUUAGCAUAUUUCUGUCUGCUGCUUUUCAGUUUUCAUACACUGCAGUGUUUGGAGCAUACACAGCAUUUAUCUUCAUAAGAACAGGACACAUAAUAGGACCCGUUCUUUGCCAUUCAUUCUGUAAUUACAUUGGAUUCCCGGCCAUAUUUACAGCUUUGGAACACCCACAACGUGCAACUAUUUUCUUUUUCUAUAUCCUGGGCGUUGUCUUGUUUUUCUUGCUGCUCUACCCCAUGACAGAUCCCAGUCUGUAUGGGGACAUUCCUAUCUGCUAUCUACUGGAAAAAGGAUCCAGGGACCAUCGUUCUCUGUGUUUAUGACUAUAAACACUGUCUUUAAACUCCAUGGCCACAAGGACUUGACUGAAAAGAAAAUAUAGGGUAUAUUUUGAUGAACAUAUCUUAUCCACUGGUUAAAAAAAAAGAAAUAAUAAUAAUUUUGCACCAAGUGAACAACAUAACUGAUGCGGUUGGUAAAACUUUGUUAUGGGUAUUGCUUGAACUGAUGAAUGGUAACAAGAUGAACAGUUUUGUGCGAGCCAUCUUUAUAGAAGGAAAAAAAAAUCUUCAUUUUUCAGAAGAUGUACUGUACCCAUCCGAGUAUACAACUGAACUUGCAUAUCUAUUAACAUUUUUAGGACUAGGUGUUUGUCGCCACCAGAUAACAACAUAUAUUUUUGGAUGUAAAUUUAUUCCAUAUUGCUCUAUUUUUUUACAUUCGAUGUGGACCCAGGCAUAAUUUAUCAGCUUUUUGGUGAAAAGAAAAUAAAACCAGUCAAGGUUUUUUUUUUUUGUUUUUUUGCGGACAGUUCAACGUUUACACUUUUUUUUUUCUCUCUUUGGUAAUCUACUACAGAAGAUCUACUUUCUAUAUUUGAUCUUAACUUUAAAUGAUGUUGGGAGUUUGCAAAAUAGGUUUAUUAUAUUUUUAUGCAAAAUGUCUAUAAGCUGCUAGAAGAUCUUGCCAACUAAAGGGAUGAUGCAUUUGUCAGCACAACAUUUGGUUGUAGACAUUGAUAAUGGUGCACCUGCUGCUACUGAAUGUAUUUUUAACAUUUUGUCUAGUGUAACUGCAUUCUCAUAAAAGCAAUAUUCUGUGUUUGUUUUAUGAACGUAUUCCUUUUUGGCUUUUUUAUCCCUUUUUUAUUUCUUUGUACUUGCCAAAGCAAUGUGAGUGGUUAAUGCAUAAAGGUUAAACCCCUUCCUGUUCUUUGG